ACCAAACCACAAGGCAAAGCCGAUCGCCAUGGCCUCUCUCAUCGCCAACAUCUCGGCCGUCGUUACGGGCGCGGUGCAAGCGGCCGUGGCCUCCACCGUGGAGAUGCUCCCCACGGACGCGACAAGGGACGCCGUGCGUGAAACGGCCAAGGCGUCGGUCGCCUGGCUCGUCGCAGCGAGAGACGGGGCCGUCGAAAAUUUCCCGCCCGCCGCGGAGGCGGCAAGGAGAGCGGCGGGUUCCGCCGUUGAAACCGCGGAGCCAUGGGUGGAUAUGACGUACAAGCGCCUGCUUGGCCUCUACGGGCGGCUGGCCACGGCACCGGCCACGGGAGGAAGAGCGGACCAGCACGUGGUGCUGGUCGGUCUCCUCCUCGUCGUCUUCACCGUCUGGGCUCUCAGCUGCCGCACCAUGAAGGGCCCCGGGCUCGGCGGGGUGCGCAUGCCCCGGGCGAUGUUCGAGGCCAGCCCGAAGACGUACUAUGCUGCCGUCCGUACAGGGCGUAGGGCGCAGCGGGACGCGUCCGGCGCCGGAUGGACGUUGCUCGUGGCGGCGGCCGUUGCUUGCGGGGCCUACCUAGCAGCCAAGACGCUCUACUGACGGAGAUCCAUGCUGCCUUGCCUCUACCGAUGGGGUACAUAGUGGUCAGGGGUUGAUCGGUGCUUCCGCGAUGGAUGAAUCUCGUUCCGUGUCGUCAGCAGCGGCACACCAGCUCGGAAGAUUGGCGCUGUCCGUCAUUUAGUUUAUCCAGUUUUCUUCCAAUAUUGUCGUUUCCUUCUGAACCCUUAAUUUGUGUGUCCUUGGCGCCACUGGCACUUUCCUGCGAGCUUCUCUUCUCCGGGGUGACAGGAUGCCAAACUGUCAGGACAACUACAUUGUAUCUUCCGCCGCAAAAAAUAU
This is a messenger RNA of Lolium rigidum, 898 nucleotides long. RefSeq lists its product as uncharacterized. NCBI's taxonomy places the organism in Eukaryota, Viridiplantae, Streptophyta, Magnoliopsida, Poales, Poaceae. The record is from RefSeq and is a predicted model, not a curated record. The coding region runs from base 29 to 598 and encodes 189 amino acids. The transcript has a single exon.